AUGGACCUAUCAAACAGCAAACACUCAGUAUUUAAUAGCAAUACAGAAGAAUUGAUAAAGAUGCUUAAAUGGAGAGGUGACAGUUCAGCUGAAGACUUGCAAGUUCAUAUCAACAAAGACCAUUUUGAUUCUCAACCUGAGGAAGCAGCAUUAACGAGUAACAUCAAUGAUCGACAGUCCCAAGAGAAGUUGCAUACUUGUUUUAUCUGCAAUAAGCAUCUGAAUUCCACAGAGGAAUUACAGGUGCAUAUAAACAGAGACCAUUUUGACUCGCCUGUGAAACCUGUUUCAACAACAAUUUCUGAUCUGGCCUCCAUCAAGGCACCAAACUGUGGUGGGCUCCAUUCUGGAUCUGUCCUGCUUACUGAUGCUCCUUCUGCUGAUUCAAGUGAAAUAGUUGCAUCAAUUUCAGACUAUCAAUAUUUAUCUAAAGAUACUGAAGCUGAACAAAAUGAUAGGUUAAUUGCUGAGAUGCUUCAGAAACAAUAUGAACAAGAAGAAAAGGAAUUCAAGAAACUUCAGGACAUGUAUGGAAUGACUGACAAAGGAAAUUACAAAAAACAGUUUCAUUCCAACUUGAGUUUGGCUGUUCAAAGAGGACAAAUCAGUCCAUUUGAAUAUCAUAUGUACAAAUCCCAAAUGUCUGAAUCUCAGGUAACUGGGGUUGAUGAUGGAGUUUCCUGUACUAAAGGUAUCAUUUCUUCUUUAAGAAAGUAUUACCAACAACAAAGCAAGAACAAGGAUGUGUGGUUGUGUUCAGAUCUUGACCAUUAUAGUGGUUCUUUUGGAGAUACUGGAUGGGGUUGUGGCUACCGAAACCUUCAAAUGAUGCUCUCUGCUUUGGCUAAGGAACCCAAGUACCAAAGUUUCUUGUAUGGAGAUUACAAAGUUAAAAAUGGGCGAGUAGCUUCCAUCAAGAAACUCCAGCAGUUGAUAGAACAUGCCUGGCAGAAUGGUUUUGACAGACAAGGAGCUGAGCAACUUGGAUGGAAACUGGUUGAUACAAAAAAAUGGAUUGGAGCCACAGAAAUUGUUGCUUUAUUGUCAUCUUUGAAAUUUAAAUGUCGCAUGGUAGAUGUCCGUUCUCCGUCUGGUCAGCAACAAACCCAUCCAAAAAUGUUUCAGUGGAUCAGGGAUUAUUUCAAAAGAAAAGAUCGCCAUGAAUUUCGGUCACCAUUGUAUCUUCAACAUCAAGGCCAUAGUCGUACUGUGAUUGGUGUUGAGGAAUCUCAUCAGAAUGGAAACAUAACUCUGUUAGUAUUUGAUCCGGCCUGCAGUAAAGCUCACAUGGAGAAAUUAAAAGAUAGGCCAACAGCUGUUUUGGCUCAGCCUCUUCGUAAAUAUCUAAGCAGCAUGACAAAGGAUCAGUACCAAAUUGUAGCAGUGGUGGGCAUCCUUACAGAAAGUGAGUGGAAUGGGAGCAAAGUAUUGAAAAGUGAAAAAUUAACUUGA
Acanthosepion pharaonis is the source of this 1452-nucleotide messenger RNA. NCBI's taxonomy places the organism in Eukaryota, Metazoa, Mollusca, Cephalopoda, Sepiida, Sepiidae. The record is from the annotation of a GenBank genome assembly.